CGCUCACGGAACACCAGCGGAACGGAGCACGCUGCUCGUGGAGGAACGAUCGACGUGCCGGCCCGCGGAACAUUGCGCCGCUAUUCGUUCUAUGCGUCUUAGCGAUCGGGAUUGAACAGCGCGGCUUAAAAGGAUCGAGCGGAAAUCGUUGCAAAAACGCGAAUUAAACUUAAAGCAGAGAUAGCAGACGAGGCGUGUAGAUCGCGCACAUAUACACGUUCAUAGAAGUGCAGUCUGAGAAUCGGUUCUUCGAACGUUCCAAGUUCUCUUUUCUCGUAGCGGUGACUCGGUGGCGAAUCUCGUUAACGCGAAAGUUUGUGUCUAUGAGUCGGUUAUAACAUCAAGAACGCCUCGUUUGAUACUUGAAACGCGAUAUUCCGCAGACUUCACCAGCAACACAUACACAGAAAAAGAAGCCUGGUUGUAUUAAAGGGUUACAGAAGUAAAAAUUAGAUUUUACCUAAUUCUUACUCAGGAUUCUCUGUAAUCUUUUAAUAUUAGAGUGUUGGGCACUAAUCGAUUAAAAUUUUCAUAGACAAUAAGGGACAAAGAUAAUAUGAUUAGCUCGCACAUCAAUCUGGUUAUAUCAACCAGAUUAGUAGUAAAAUAGAGUAAUAAAAAUUGUGUAAUUGCUACAAUAACAGAGCAAUUGCUGAGUUUUAUCUAGCGACAUCGUUCUCCCUCUCUCUCUCUCUCUCUCUCUCUCUCUCUCUCUCUCUCUUUCUCUCUGUCUCUCUUUCUCUCUUUCUCUCUGUCUCUCUUUCUCUCUGUCUCUCCUUCUCUCUGUCUCUCCUCUUAAUUCAAUCACGUUUUUUUAUACGUUUUUUUACGUAGCAAGAAAUCGUUAAGGCGACCAGGUACACGUAUAUCGCGUAUAAUAAAGCGACGGUAUCCCGUCGGGUUUAGCGGUACGAGCGAGAGAAAUCCGACGAACACGGGCAGGUGCCGUGCGCGUCGAUCGAUCCCGCGUGUCCCGCUUAAGUGGAGGACGUCGUUUUGGUGAAACCACAUGGAGGGUGAUCAGACCCAGCGGACGCUAACGGAAGGAAAGUCCUUUACGGUACACGGCACGGUACAUUACGCGCGGGAGCUACCAAUGAGAAGAUAAAUCGUCCGCUUCUUUCGGCCGCGUACGAAAUCAUUUCUCCUCGAAGUGGAAAUUCGCGACAGUUACGUCGACAACGAGUCUCCAGGUUUAUUUAUCGAUUGGUGAUCGGAGCGAGUGCCCGGGGCGCCGGCUAAACGCGACAGUCGCGCGACAAAUAUCCUUCACUUCUCGAGUUUCGAAAUUCUCGCGCGAGAAACAAGGCCGCAUGUCGUCGGCGGGGAAAGAAGCUGCGCAGAACGAGAGCUGCGCGGCGAAAUUAAUGAGAGGGGCUAUGGACGGAAAGGGACAAAUUACUUUUCUGGCAGACGUUCCAUUUCACGCGCAAUUUAACCGCGCGCGAUCUCCGUAAGAGGCGUUUGCAUGAUUGCUUUGCUUGGGAUAUAGUUGAAAAGAAAACGAUCAGCGCGCCGGAUCGGGGAUGCCGAGGGGAUCAGACGAGCGCGCAUCGCGCCCCCGCUUUUACCUAAUCACUUUUGUGAUGGCUCGAUUAAUCUUUCUCGCCCGUGGAAAUCGGAGCGAUUGCUCGAUUCGAAGAUGUUCGCGAGACUGCAUAGCCUCCGCAUCCGAGAAACGAGAAACUCUUUCAGGACGUCGUUCAUCAAUUUCCCGCGCGUAACUAUUCAUCGCAAUCGUGAUCGCGCGUCUCUCAAUUAGCGGCAUCCCAGAAAUAUCCCGGCGUUAAGCAGAUGCCAAAGUGGACGACGGGUUCUGAAAAUGUCGGUAACGUAGAGGCAGUUGCCAAAACAUCAUGAUGCGCAUCCAGAUACGCACUAACAUAAUCGUGAUGCUCUUCGCAUUUCUUGUAGAUGUAGAUAUUGUCUUAGCUCAAUUUCACAAUCUCUCGUGAGAGUGUAGAGCGGAUUGAGAUGAACAUAAAAGUCCAAGUUCUCUAAGCUUCAAGUCGAUGUAUCAUUUAUUGAAACAUUCCAAGUUUUACAAAAUCUAAUCGAAAAGGGACGAAAUUUGACACUUUUCGUAUAUUUUUAAACUUCUAAAUUUAGUUGUGAAGGUACAGCAAUUUUCAUUGAAUUUUGUCAUUCACUGAAUGUCACAGACAUUGAGUUUUUCUUGAGCAAAGUAAACAACUCGCAUUCGGUAUGUAGGAGCUGCAGAAUGUUUGUAUCAGGCAAACAUUUGCGCCAACUGACAGCUCGAGAUGUCAAUUUAGAAAUUUUUUAUCGUUCACGUCACAUAUUGAGCAAUACUCUAAUUCAUUAUUAUAUGUACUUUUACUACGUAAGAACAUCGAUAAUUUUGUGCAACUAAUACGACGUAAACUUCGCUGAAAAGAGUCAGUAUUUUUGUCAGUGAAGUUUCCAACUAUGGCAUUCCCUUAAUGACGACCAUCGAACGAAGGGGUGGGAAAGUACCAACGUCCAAGUAUAUCUAUCUGAUUUUCGCUCGUUCUUUCGUUACACGCAAGCGGGGGCAGCCAUGAGCGCUAAUUAUCGCGUGGCCGACUCUGCAAAGGUGGGCGCGAUCACGAGAUUAGUCGAACUCCUCGCCACGAUAGGGUCGUUUCUUCUGAUAAUGAUUACACUGCCGUUCUCCCUCUGCUGUUUGUUCAAAGUCGUCCAAGAGUACGAGAGGGCCGUCGUUUUCCGGAUGGGUCGCUUGAAAGGCGGAUCUCACGGCCCAGGCACAUUCGUCGUCAUGCCGUGCAUCGAUCACUGCGUGCGCGUCGAUCUCAGGACAGUAUCUUUCGACGUGCCGCCGCAGGAAGUGCUUACCAAAGAUUCUGUAACCGUGAGCGUUGACGCGGUCGUCUACUACCGCAUCCAGGAGCCCUUGAACGCCGUGAUUAAAAUCGCAAACUACAGCCAUUCGACGCGGUUACUGGCCGCGAGUACGCUGCGAACGGUCCUUGGCACGAGGAAUCUCGCCGAGAUCCUGUCGGAGCGAGAGACCAUUUCCCACACUAUGCAGACCGCCCUGGACGAGGCAACGGAUCCUUGGGGAGUCAAAGUCGAGCGGGUCGAGAUAAAGGAUGUCCGACUUCCGGUGCAGCUCCAACGAGCCAUGGCCACGGAGGCGGAAGCUGCGAGGGAGGCGAGGGCCAAAGUGAUUGCGGCGGAAGGAGAAAUGCGAGCUUCCCAUUCCCUGAAAGAGGCCGGCGACGUCAUUUCCACGAGUCCCGUCGCCCUGCAGCUGCGAUACCUGCAAACCCUAAACAAUGUGUGCGGCGAGAGGAACUCGACGAUCAUAUUCCCGUUGCCGAUUGAAUUCCUGGCGCCUCCGCUCGCCCCCACCUCGCACGGCGGCAAUCAGGAAACUGCGCGGUCCACGCUCUCAUAGGGGCGAAGGGUAAACAUUAAAAAUUGCGAUCACGGUUUCACGACUGAUUCGUGUAAACUGAGGCGAUCGCAGCUGCGAUUGCACGACGCGCGCGCGGGCGCGAGAAAGGGACGCAUGAUAUGUUGCUUCUGCUAUGAUUGAACGAUACAACAGGGGAAGGGAAUAGAAAGAGAGAAAGAGAAAGAAAGAAAUAUAUAUAAAAUAAAGAUUGAAUAACAAGCCCGUUGUUAUUUCGUUAAAAUUUGUACCAAUCAUUUCUGUACACAUACACAAUUGUCCCCGCAACCGUCAUGUUACACGCUUUACAUUUGGAAAGCUUCAAUUAAAAAGUUAAUUUUAUGUAAAUUAAAAUUGUAUACCGAUAAAUUGCUGUUGCCUUGUUUUUAGAGUGAAAUGGUAGAUACUGAUUUCACACGGACGGUCAUAAAUCAAUACUAAAAAUCCUUCAAAUUGCGGUGAAAUCAUGAAAGGUGCGAGAAACAAUGAGACUGUUUAGUCUUUGCUUUAGCGUGGUCAAACGAGGGACUUAUUGAUUGCAGGAUUGACUUUGGCGCGCUGUUAAGACUAGUCGACAGAUCACUUUAUAUUGUCAUAUUUGAUCCAAUAAAGGAUGGCACCGAAAUGAUUAUAGAUGAUAAAGAUAAAGAUUUGGUCAAACUCGCGCUAUCUCUACAUUAGGCCACAUACUUUUAAAACGAUAUCUAUCCCUCUGAUGUGACGUGUAUCUAUCCCUCUGAUUAGUAAUUUUAAAUCCCGAUUCACAAAACUGACAGUCGUUCGAUUCCAAUAUUAUUUCUCUUUUUCUUUUUAAAAAUUCAACGACAUGUCGCAGUAUCUCCAGCUUUCCCUGUGGAAUUGAAUGGCUGUAUGACACACUGUGUUUCUACUUUUUCAUCCUAUUUUUAAUUAAUUUUUUAUUUAAUAAUAAUUUUUGUCCCAUACAAAUCUCUUUUUUCCAAUUUUAUGUAGAAAAGUAACCAACAGAAACAAUUUUUAAAUUAACAUCCUCAACUAUUCGUCACGGCAAUUUCUAACAAAUUCAAUUCGAUUCUACUAUUAUUUGAGUGAACAAAUGUGAGAAAUGUCGACUCGACACGUCAAGACAAACAUCGUAUACUGCAAACCGGAAAAAUUACUCCCACAUAAUAUACUUACGACCCGUCCCGAUGAUCGCACAUCGCUGUUUUAGACACUCCCGAUACUUAUUUUUGCACGAGACUUAACUUACGAUACAACAAACGUGUAAGAACGUGUUUUCUGGUAAAUAUUGAUUAAUAUAAGAAACGCGAGUAGUUAGAAACGAAUGUGCUAGUCGAAAUAUUCAGUCAAUCAUCGAUCUAUCGAACAGAUCAAACCAUCACGUGAAUCGAUUUAUCGAAUGGUAAGGCAGUUGCGGAACUGACCGACCGAGGGCGUUGUUGUAGCAGCGCGACACGAUCGCGCGCAUUUUCGGCGUACGUCAUCCAUUUUGCGGUUGUGUUCGAUCUUCUCGCGUCGGGCAACCGCCGAAAGUGAGUCUCCUGCAGAAAUGAGUGUCGGGAGCGUCGAAACUAGCGAUGUGCGAUCGUCAGGAGAUAUCCUGAGUAUCUUAUUAACCUAUUAAGGCCCAAGAGAAAACCGCUAAGGAUAGGCUUUCAAAAACUAUCUAAAUUAGGGUAAAACGUCGAAAUUUGUUAAAAAGUGAAAAAAAAAGUUGUGUUGGAUUUCAACAUUCAAGAUGACGGACCAAUAUGUCGGCCCGAAAAUUUGAAAUUUUGACCUAUUUAAGUGAAAAUCCGUAUAGGGGGGGUUUUGAGUUCGCUGAGUAUCAACAUCUCUCCACAAUUUACGCGUCUGUUGUCUGUCACAGGUGAGUCUCGUAUGGAAAUGAGUGCCAGAAGUGCUGAAAGUAACAAUGUGCGUUCGUCAGGAGAUAUCGUGAGUGUACUUUAUUAAUGAAUAAUCUCCUCGUUUUUCGAUGCAUACCAUCGGUGCUUGUCGCGACGUGCCGAGUCGGUGUCUUUCACACUUGUUAUUAUCACUUCACUCAAGUGGCAGUAAAAUCGAAUCGAUCAAUCCGAUCGUCGGAUUGAUAAAUCGGAAAUUAGAAAUGCAGUGGUAAUUAGAGGGAAAGACAAACGGCAGUAGAGCAGAAUAUUGCAACUUUUCUCUUACGCAUAGAAAAAUACAUGUUGUAUUUAAGUGAAUGUUAUUUAUUUCAAGUACUUCAUACACUGUAAAAUAUUUGUGUAAAAUUACAUCUAUUAUAGUGGGUUGUUUUGAGGUCAAUUAUUAUAGAUGUAAAUUUACAUACGUAAUUAUCGCAUAAAAAUAUAUUUAUAUAGACGAAAGACACAUCUUGAUACGUGUAUGAAUUUACAACUAUAAUAUUUGGUCUCAUAAUUACAUGGAAUUUUACACAAAUUUUUUACAAUUUAAAUUUAUAUAUUCGCAAAUAAGCAAAUCAUAAGUUCAUCAUAAGCAUUAGUUCAAAAUACAUUCUGAAUCCUGGUAGGUUUAACAUCAAGAAUGUGAAAUUAGGACAAAUAUUCGUCGUUUUGUUACCACAUAUAGUCGAACUAACUUAUUUUUCGAUAAAGUUUUAUGAUAUAUUUAUGAAGAUGAAUUCUUUUGAAUACAUGACAAUAAGAGAGAGAGAGAGAGAGAGAGAGAGAGAGAGAGAGAGAGAGAGAGAGUGUGCGUGCGUGUGUGUGUGUGUGAGAGAGAGCGAGAGAGAGAGAGAGAAAGAGAGAGCUUUUGCCAAAUUUGUAAUGAGUGCACGGAAUUUUAUAAUAAAGAUUACUAUAGGAUUUUAUAACCGAGGAAUAGAUCGACAUUCUACAAUAAUUCAUUAUUAUUCCAUUCCAUAUGUGCUAUUUAUAUUUCAAGAACUAAAAUGUCUUGUUAAAACAUUUGCCAUAUUUCCAGUGAAAUUUCCUAUGUUUCUUAACAAAAUAGAUCUUACACAGUCAUAAUAGAUCUUAACAGUCUGUUUCUCUGAACCACUAAAAAUAUAAUAAAAUUAAAAAUAAUUUAAAUGAAUGCAAACUAUAAUAUCCUUCCCGCGCACAACUUAAGACAAUCGUCAAGAAAAUAUUCUUUGUUGAGGGUAACCAUUACUUGAAAGAAAGAAAGUAAGUAAGUAAGUAAACGGAGCAAUCGCUUUUCCUCGCAGUAGAAUGCUUUUCUCUCUGUGUACC
Messenger RNA from Odontomachus brunneus, 6582 nucleotides. RefSeq names its product erythrocyte band 7 integral membrane protein-like. The transcript is spliced from 6 exons. Bases 2543 to 3403 code for a protein of 286 amino acids. Gene Ontology annotation, cellular component: plasma membrane. The record is from RefSeq and is a predicted model, not a curated record. NCBI's taxonomy places the organism in Eukaryota, Metazoa, Arthropoda, Insecta, Hymenoptera, Formicidae.